This is a messenger RNA of Alternaria arborescens, 1053 nucleotides long. RefSeq lists its product as hypothetical. The record is from RefSeq and is a predicted model, not a curated record. Bases 1 to 1053 code for a protein of 350 amino acids. The transcript has 5 exons. Lineage: Eukaryota; Fungi; Ascomycota; Dothideomycetes; Pleosporales; Pleosporaceae.
AUGGCAGCAGCACAAGAACUCCCCCCGGAACUCGCCCACGAGGACAAGGGGCCUAUGGUUCUGACGACGUGUGGCUACAUCAUGCUUGGCCUCACUAUAGCAGCUGUGCAGGCUGGCAACGGGCGUCACUUCGCUCUGCUCUCCGAUGAACAGAAGUCCGGCGCAAUCUUGUACACCCUCGCAGGCUUCUGUCCCGGGAUACUCUCGUUCGCUAUUCCUAAACUAGCUGUGGUCGCGCUCCUGACGAGAAUCACCAAUCCUAGCAAGAGACACAAGAUAAUCCUGUGGAGUAUAUCUGGUGGUUGCUUGAUAAUCCUGUUCGGCUGUGUUAUCAUCAUCUUCGCGCAAUGCACGCCAACUCGAUCGCAGUGGGACUUUUCCGUCCAAGGCACCUGCUGGAGCCCUUGGAUUCUGAUAUAUUACGCCAUUGUAGCCGGAACAUUUUCCGCCAUAGUGGAUCUCUACCUCGCCAUAUAUCCCGCUAUUGUCCUUUAUAAACUGCAAAUCAACUUCAAGAAAAAGGUUGUCCUUAGCGUUGCGCUUGGGCUAGGUUCCAUUGCUGCAGUUGUAGCUGUGUAUAAAUCGACUCGGCUACCUGCGCUUGCGAGCGCAGAUUUUAGCUACGAUACGGCCGAUAUUACCGUUUGGACGAGUAUCGAGGGUAAUGCUAUCAUCAUCGGCGCAUGCAUACCAACAUUACAGCCACUGUUCGACCAACUCCUUGGCCACGGCCUCUUUAGUAGUUUGGGAGGUGGGCGGGACCGAGGUGGCUAUAAAUCGAACGAUCGAUCUGGGUUGAAGCUCGCAACGAUCGGAAGCAAGACUCUUCGGUCAACAAAGCAACAUGGGAAGUCGGGUGUUUCUGAAGGGACACUGGGCCACGAUAGCCAGGACAGCAUUCUGGGCCCGAGCCAUCGACCCGGCAGUGACGAGAGCCAGAACGUCAAGCAAAGCUCCGGCAUCACGCGAACGCAGCAUCUGGUGGUCGAGUACGAGGAUGCGGGUGAGCCGGCGCGGGCGGCAAAACCAGCCUACGAUCUCGGCGAUACAUAG